Messenger RNA from Parnassius mnemosyne (clouded apollo), 1968 nucleotides. NCBI's taxonomy places the organism in Eukaryota, Metazoa, Arthropoda, Insecta, Lepidoptera, Papilionidae. The record is from the annotation of a GenBank genome assembly.
AUGUCGAAUUGGGUUGGUUAUGCUGUUUCUGUUAAUUGUGGCGAGCCACUUGGAUGUUAUCAGGGGACAAUCCUAGAAACCGAUGGCAGUACUAUAACCCUUACUAAAGCCUUCAGAAACGGAUUUCCGUAUCCUAAAUCUCAGGUCACUCUCAACGCUGCUGACAUAAAGGAUUUGAAAAUAAUAGAGGAGUCACGACCAGAACCAGUAAAACAAACUCACAGCACAGUAGCAGUCACCAAGAGUAAUAAAAAAGGGCAACGUGCUACGGUGUGUGAGAACUUACAAGCCAAUCCAUCUAAUGUAACUAGUGCAGUUAAUAAUCAGCAAAUUAUAAGUAAUGUGAAUCAAACACAUGCUUCAAAACCUGUUACCUCCACAAGAAGUACUGGUCAGGGGCCAACACGAAGCAAGCCUAUUGAUAUCCAAUCCUUGAAGAUCAAUAAAAAUAAUAAUCAUGCAGGGUGCCAGACUGGCAGUUGGGGCGCUGGUGGUGUGGGGGGAGUGGGGGGCUCGACGCCCGGCGGGAGGGGGCGCGGCACUGCGCAGGAGAAGGCGCGGCGUCGCAACGAGGCGUGCUUCGGCGAUGCUGCAGAACCUGCGCUGCUCGACGAUUUUGACUUCGAGGGCAACCUCGCACUCUUCGACAAGCAGGCGCUGUGGGAGCAGAUGCGCAACGAGACGCGGCCGGAUGUGGUGCGCGGCGCGGAGGAGGCUGGCGGGGGUGGGGGCGGGGGCGGGGGCGGCGCGCAGCUGCGCCACGACGAGAGCGUGCUGGGCGCGGCGCCGGCGGCUCCGCGCGCGCUGUGGCUGCCGGACGAGCUGCGCGGUCCGCUCGACUACCGCACGGACGACGGCGUGCUGCUGCCCAGCGCCACCAGUGCGCUGCGCCGCAGACUGUGGACCGCUUUACGCGAGAGCUCUCCCGCCGCGGCCCUGUGCGCGCACGUGCUGCUGGCGCGCGCGUGCGCCGACGUGGCGCUGCGGCUGGUGGGCGGCGGGCGGCGGCUGGACGCGCGCAACGCGCACCAGGCGCCCGUGUGCGUGGCGCUGGCGGGCGCGCACCGCAUCGGCGCCGCGGCAGUGCUCUGUGCGCGCCUGCUGCACGCACACGCGGCGCGCGCGCACGUGCUGCCCGCAGGUACGUGCACCGUGCAGUGCAGUACAGUACGUGUGCGUGGCGCUGGCGGGCGCGCACCGCAUCGGCGCCGCGGCAGUGCUCUGUGCGCGCCUGCUGCACGCACACGCGGCGCGCGCGCACGUGCUGCCCGCAGGUACGUGCACCGUGCAGUGCAGUACAGUACGUGUGCGUGGCGCUGGCGGGCGCGCACCGCACCGGCGCCGCGGCAGUGCUCUGUGCGCGCCUGCUGCACGCACACGCGGCGCGCGCGCACGUGCUGCCCGCAGGUACGUGCACCGUGCAGUGCAGUACAGUACGUGUGCGUGGCGCUGGCGGGCGCGCACCGCACCGGCGCCGCGGCAGUGCUCUGUGCGCGCCUGCUGCACGCACACGCGGCGCGCGCGCACGUGCUGCCCGCAGGAGAUGCCGUAGCCGCAGGGAACUGCUCACUGCUUCAGAGGGAAUUGGCCGAGUUUAAGCUGAGCGGCGGUAAGGUGGCGAGCUGUACGGAGGCGUUGCCCAGUCCUGAUCUGGUGAUCAUCGGGCUGCACGACCCGCAAGAGCCACAUGAUCCCGAGCAGUACGAGGAGGCGCUGCGCUGGGUGUCGGGGUCGCGCGGCGCGGUGGUGGCGCUUGAGCCGCCGGGCGAGGGAGGCGGCGGGUGGGGCGGCGUGCGCGCGCGCGCCGCGCUGCUGGGGCUGCUGCCGGCCGCGCUGCCGCCGGCGCUCGGGCGCGCGUACCUCGCCAACCUGGCGCCGCCGCCCGCCAUCUUCCGCGACCGCGCGCUGCCCUACCGCCCGCCCUUCGGCGCCGCCGCGCUGCUGCCGUUGCACCCGCACCCGCACUAG